Schistocerca americana (American grasshopper) is the source of this 2163-nucleotide messenger RNA. Its product is annotated as titin-like. Lineage: Eukaryota; Metazoa; Arthropoda; Insecta; Orthoptera; Acrididae. The coding region runs from base 1 to 2163 and encodes 720 amino acids. The record is from RefSeq and is a predicted model, not a curated record. The transcript has 3 exons.
AUGGACCCAAAUAAUAGCUGCCUAACCGCCAUAGAGGAUGUUGUCACGACAGACCGCACUCUGUCGGCGGCAACAUCCGCCACACCACCCGCCCACAGCGAUACCGCGUCCACGGUCGGCGCUUCUUGCGCCCCCUCAGGCUACCGCCCCAUCUCUGCCGUUGAGCUGUAUGUGAUUAUGAAUCGCAUAGCAAAGCCAGAAACACCCGCAGAAAAAGAGGCCGCGGAAAGGGCGUACGCACAUUUCGUGCGCCACGACUUAGCCGCCGCCCGGGCACAACAGCCGCAAACAGAGUCUUCCUUUCCGCUGAGUGAACUGCCGCGCUCGGCCACAGAAGAGGUGAUUGUUCCGCCGGGAGCCCUGCUGGGUGUAGCAACUCAAGAUGUUGCUGCUCUGGCGGAGGCGGCCCCGAAUGGUGUUGCGUCACCAGUCUUGGCUACUCAAGAAGCCAGUGCGCUGCUGAUCGCCCCAACGGACAAUUCCAGUGAAGAAGCCGCUAGCGCGCCAGUCCUCGCCGCGCAGAGACUGACUGACAGCGACCACCCCAACCCAACACGGCACCCAACAACGCCAGUUCUACUAGAAAUUCCUGAAGCCAACCUGGGGACACUUCUAUCGGCAGAAAUGCCGAUGGAUGUGCAACAGGCAUCACGGAAACGACCAGCCACCUCUGACUCUGAGGAACAAACCGCAGUAACCGCGCCUGAAGGGCGCCAAACAAAAAAGAAGGCUGCUGCUGCAGACGCCCCCACAGCGCCCCCUGCAGCCGAGGAAGACGGUUUUACCGUACCAAACCGGCGGCACACUGCCAAGCCCAAAAGGCUGGAGAAGGUGCUCGCCCCACCGCCAGCCACAUCAAAUCGGUUCGCAGAGGCAACCGAAGUUGUCAUGGAAGCGGAACCCGCCGCCCCAGCACGUAAACACACACGCCCCCCUCCAGUAGUCGUGACGUGGGACGACGAGUUCAUGGACCUCCGCCGCAUGAUUAAAGAAGUGGUGGAAGUAAAGUGCCCCAUGGACCCAAAUAAUAGCUGCCUAACCGCCAUAGAGGAUGUUGUCACGACAGACCGCACUCUGUCGGCGGCAACAUCCGCCACACCACCCGCCCACAGCGAUACCGCGUCCACGGUCGGCGCUACUUGCGCCCCCUCAGGCUACCGCCCCAUCUCUGCCGUUGAGCUGUAUGUGAUCAUGAAUCGCAUAGCAAAGCCAGAAACACCCGCAGAAAAAGAGGCCGCGGAAAGGGCGUACGCACAUUUCGUGCGCCACGACUUAGCCGCCGCCCGGGCACAACAGCCGCAAACAGAGUCUUCCUUUCCGCUGAGUGAACUGCCGCGCUCGGCCAUAGAAGAGGUUAUUGUUCCGCCGGGAGCCCUGCUGGGUGUAGCAACUCAAGAUGUUGCUGCUCUGGCGGAGGCGGCCCCGAAUGGUGUUGCGUCACCAGUCUUGGCUACUCAAGAAGCCAGUGCGCUGCUGAUCGCCCCAACGGACAAUUCCAGUGAAGAAGCCGCUAGUGCGCCAGUCCUCGCCGCGCAGAGACUGACUGACAGCGACCACCCAAACCCAACACGGCACCCAACAACGCCAGUUCUACUAGAAAUUCCUGAAGCCAACCUGGGGACACUUCUAUCGGCAGAAAUGCCGAUGGAUGUGCAACAGGCAUCACGGAAACGACCAGCCACCUCUGACUCUGAGGAACAAACCGCAGUAACCGCGCCUGAAGGGCGCCAAACAAAAAAGAAGGCUGCUGCUGCAGACGCCCCCACAGCGCCCCCUGCAGCCGAGGAAGACGGUUUUACCGUACCAAACCGGCGGCACACUGCCAAGCCCAAAAGGCUGGAGAAGGUGCUCGCCCCACCGCCAGCCACAUCAAAUCGGUUCGCAGAGGCAACCGAAGUUGUCAUGGAAGCGGAACCCGCCGCCCCAGCACGUAAACACACACGCCCCCCUCCAGUAGUCGUGACGUGGGACGACGAGUUCAUGGACCUCCGCCGCAUGAUUAAAGAAGUGGUGGAAGUGUUAGGGAAGCUGCAGUCCAGGGACCCGCCGAGCCACACAGUCAAACAGACUGACUGUGAGGCCCUUGGUGGUAUCCCGCGCCUGCUAGGUGUAGGGAAAGGUCACUGGCACGGAAAUUGUCGAAAUAUAGGACAAAUUCAGUAA